Molecule: messenger RNA, 1246 nt
Organism: Symbiodinium necroappetens
Lineage: Eukaryota; Dinophyceae; Suessiales; Symbiodiniaceae
Source: the annotation of a GenBank genome assembly
AUGAACAACUCAACGGAUGCCUUGGUGCAGUUGUGGAACAUGUGUGUCACUUCGCAGGGCAGCUGCCCCGAGCAAGGCCUUCAGUGGGACACCUUGCGGCGAGUCAUGGAAGGCUUGCCCGUGGCCCGCUGCGAAGCACUGAAAACCAACAGCGUCGACGAGAUAUUGAGCUAUCAUUUCGGCCCACAUGCAGCAGGAGGUGUUCUGAACUACGUAAACUUCACUCUUUUCUGGCAUGGCAUGGAAGCCAUUCUACAGACCGCUGGGGUCUUCAACCAUCGCGGCUUCGAUGACGGCACUCUGCAAGUCAUUGCUAGUCUGCGCCAUUUCCGGGAUGCUGUGCUGGAGCUUCCGGGUGCUUUCGGUGGGUCACUCGACGAGCAGCCGUUGGCGGAGUGUCACGUGCGAGAGCUGCGCAUCCUCUACGACCAGCUGCACCACCAGGGCCUUCUCUCGGGUUCUGGAGCGGUGGCCGAGUAUUGGGCUGACAAGCUGCGGCAGCUGCCCAAAGACGAAGAGAAUCUGAUGGUCUCUGCUGACGAAAUCUCGGCUGCAUUGCUGCAGUGGCUCGAAGACCUUCUCGGCUACGCCGAAGGAUCCGAGGAUGCCUCAUCCGAGGAGCCGGAGCAAGAACUUACACCAGAGGUGUUUGCUGCACGGAGCUUGCUAAAGAAGCCGGAGGGCCAGGAUGCCAGGCGUGCAACGGGGGCCACAGGUCGUCUUUCCUGGCUACUCAAGCCAGAUGUUGCCGAGAAUGUGGAGGUGGCCAAAUUUCGCAGCUCUCUCCGAGAAGUUUUUCCGCAUGAUGACAUCUCGCUGCGCGACUUCUACCGCGGCGUGCGAGAAGCCAUUCCAGAGUCUGCGGCAGGUAGCUCGGACAGCCGAUCAGGUGGCCAGGCAUUAAGGGCUGGCGUGGCCCUUCUGCAGAACCUGGUGCGCCGGAAGGUUCGCCUAGCAGUUUCACGGAUGCUGCCGCAGAGGCAGGCUCCAGCCAGGAAGCCCAGGUAUUCGCGCUUGGAUUCUGGACUCCGAGCCGCUCGUCCCGGGACGCCGAGAUCUGAGGCUUGUGGUGUCAUAGCUGGCCUCGUUUGCAGCCAGGCUGUCGCUGCAAAGGUGUUGGACAGGCGAGCACAUCUCGCACCCAGAGCCUUUUGUACUGCGUGGAUCUUGGAAAGAGCUCGACGGCGCUGGCUGGUCAACGUUGUCACCAUUUGGCGAUCACGUCUCAAGGAGCAGUCAUUGCCAG